Messenger RNA from Penicillium maclennaniae, 663 nucleotides. Its product is annotated as GNAT family N-acetyltransferase. The record is from RefSeq and is a predicted model, not a curated record. Bases 1 to 663 code for a protein of 220 amino acids. NCBI's taxonomy places the organism in Eukaryota, Fungi, Ascomycota, Eurotiomycetes, Eurotiales, Aspergillaceae. Gene Ontology annotation, molecular function: acyltransferase activity, transferring groups other than amino-acyl groups. The transcript has a single exon.
AUGCAGCCUGAACCGGCUUCCCACAUUGAGCUAUUUACCGCGACAGAGCUCCUCGCACAGCAAUGGCUACGGGAUCUAACCCGUAUGAUUAAUGACAGCUAUCUCGUCAGUCAUACAGAGCAAAUCCAAUUCGAUGCUGGGAAAAUUCGGCUGAAAACCGAUUCACGGCUCUCUGAAGAAUUAGGCAGAGAUGGGUUCACAGCUGUUGCAUUUGAAAACUCGGAGGUGAUUGGGACAGCGAGUAUGAAACCGUGGAAAGACGACGGGCUCUGGAAGCCCCUUGAUCACUUCGCUGUGAAUGAAGCAGGAGACCAAAUCAAUGACAAGAUAGACGAGACGCUUAAUGAAAUCGCACUCCCUGGAGACUACGAGCUCGCGCUAGUGGCUCUUCCACCUGGACCCCGAUUCCGAGGGAAAGGAAUAGCAAGAAAGCUGGUGAAAGUGUGCGAAGAGGAAGUUUUGCGGCGGCGGAAAGCCACUGGAAAUAGCGGAUCUGCUGUGAUCAUGAUCCGUGUGGUCCAGGAAAAUAGCGGGAGCUAUUGGCUGAAGCAAGGGUUUAUCCCCGUUGGAAAACAGCCUGGACCCGAGGCUUGGGAGGCUUCGAUGCCCUUCACUAUGUGGGCAAUGGUGAAAUAUCUCCAGAGUGAAUCUAUGCCCAUUUGA